AUGGAUCACCGACCAGCGUGGAUCACAAAAGGCAUAAUGAAAUCAGAAGCUGCACCACUCCAACCACAACGCGAGCCACUUUUGGAAAGUGUGGAUGGUUCGCUUUGUUAUCAAGGGUCACGAAAUGCAUCAUUUUGGGUGGCGCACAAGGCGUUGGCUUCCUUGGAGGACAACGUGCUCAAGGACUGGGCAGCCACCAUCAACCUUGGCCCGGGCGUCACGGCCCUCCAGCUAGAGCUGCUAUCUGUCAAGGCAAUUCUUGAGUCCACCCUCGGCAAGGUAAUACACAACUCAGCACUUGAGCACUGUCUAAUGAUGCUUCAAGACCUCGUAUAUGACGCUGAGGAUGUGGUGGAUGAGAUGGAAUACUUUCACAUCCAAGACAUGCUGGAUGCCCACAACCUGGACCCUAAUGUGUUGCCAUCUAUUCAUUAUGAACCACCAAAGUUGAGAUUUGAUAGGGACAAUGCCUCCCGAAGAAUAGAACAUAUUGUAGAGCAAAUGCAGCUCAUUGAAAAGAAGUUCUCUAGUGCUAUUAAACUAUUAGAGCCAAAACUGUAUGGGAGGGAGCAUAUGGUGAAGAGCAUCAUAGAUGAUAUCACAAAGGGUAAACAUUCUGGUGAGGUCCUCACAGUUAUUCCAAUUAUUGGUCCAGGGGGCAUAGGAAAGACAACUGUUGCACAACAUAUAUAUCACAGUGGAGAGGUGCAAAAACAUUUUGAUGUAAAAGUUUGGACAUGUGUCUCACUCAACUUUAAUGUGAAUAAGCUGAUAGAAGAGAUUCAAAGAUAUAUCCCUAAAGAUGGUCAUGAAAGCUCUAAUGGUGCUGCUAGUGAGUUGAUUGGGCAAAGAUUGAAAAAUAUGAGGUUUGUGCUUGUAUUAGAUGAUAUAUGGGACUGCAGUGAUGAGGAUGAAUGGAAACGGCUGCUGGUGCCAUUCCGAAAAUCACAAGUACUGGGUAAUAUAAUUAUAGUCACAACUCGAUUUCCAGCACAAGCACACAUAAUGGUUCGCAAAAAUGAUCAUUCAAUAUAUUUGCAAGGUCUAGAUAGUGAACCAUUUGAGGAAUUACUCCUACAUAUUAUCUUUGGUGAUGAUGAUCAAUCUAGAAAGGACCAUAUAUUCGUGCUUGAAAUUGGGUUUAAGAUAGCUGGUAGACUAAAGGGCUCCCCUCUUGCAGCAAAAGCUGUUGGUAGAUUGUUGAAAACCCAACUUGACUUGGUUCACUGGACUAGAGUCUUAGAAAGUAAGCAAUGGGAGCAUAGCAACGGUAAGAAUGACAUUAUGCCUGCACUGAAGUUGAGCUUUGAUUACUUACGUCCUCAGCUUCAGCAGUGUUUCUCCUACUGUGCUUUGUUUCCUCAAGAUUACAGAUUUGAAAGAGAAGAGCUAAUUAACUUCUGGAUAGGACAAGAAGCUUUGCAUUAUUCACCACAUGGUGGAAGUAAAAGAGUUGAAGAUAUCGGGCUAAGUCAUUUGACUGAGUUGGUUAAUUAUGGAUUUUUGGAAGAUGAAGGGGAAAAGGAUGGAAGAACUUGUUACAUCAUUCAUGAUCUCUUACAUGAAUUAGCACGAAAAGUUUCAUCACUUGAAUGCCUUUUCAUACAUACUCAAUCUCAAGUGAACUCCUUACAAAUCCCGACAUCAAUCCGCCACUUGUCUAUCAACAUAGAUGAUACCAGUGUCAACAAUAGAUUGACUCAAAAAAAUUGUGUGGAGGAUAUCAAUACAUUGCACACAAGAUUAAAAGUUGAAAAACUGCAAACUUUGAUGAUAUUUGGGAUACACCACGGUUGCUUUGUGAAGGCUUUUGGUGAUUUAUUUAGGGAAGCAAAGGCCCUUCGUGUUAUUUUUCUAUCAAAAGCAUCCUAUGAUGUGGAAUAUUUGUUGUGCAACUUUUAUAGUCUGCUCCAUCUUCGCUACCUUCGAAUUGAAAGAUCUCCUCUAUAUAAAGGCAGAUUUCCCAACCAAAUUUCUAGAUUUUAUCACAUGAUGGUCCUAGAUGCAAAACACUGUGACAUCAUAGAUCUACCAAGAGAUGUCAGCAACCUUGUAAAAUUGCGCCAUCUUCUUGUUCAAGAUGAUACAAUACAAUCUAGCAUCACUGAGGUACCAGAAGAAGCAGAUGAAGCAAAAUUGAUGCUAAAAAGCCACCUACAUGAGUUGAUACUACGUUGGAAUGUUAAUUGGUUUACUGAUGAUUCUGCACUCGAAAAACAUGUUCUUGAAAGGCUUAAGCCAAGUCGAGAUCUUCAGAAGUUAUCCAUUAUAGGGCACAGAGGAGGCACUUGCCCUUCAUGGCUGGGUUUGAACCUCUCACUCGGUAGUCUGAAAUCUCUUUGUCUCGAUGAUGUAAACUGGAAAACAUUUCCACCUAUAGGAGAUUUGUGGUUAGUAGAUGUGCCCCGUGAGGAAAUCUCAAUCAAUAUCCCUGGGAAGAAGUUUGGAAAUUUGAGAAGGCUGGAACUUAUACACUUGUCAGGGUUGAAAACAUGGGCUGAUAUUCCAUCCUGUUCCUCAAAACUGCAGAGGCUCGACAUAGAUGAUGUGACUGGAUUCACUGCUGCGGCCAUUCGUCAUAGACUGCUCUUUUCCUCGCUCACCAUAUUUAUUUGUACGGAUCUCAAGGUGAAGAGCUUCACAGAGGAGCAAGAGGCCCUUCUGUUUGUCGACUCCCUCGAGGGUAUCAAAUUUAUUUGCUGCCACAACCUUCAGUCCCUCCCUGAACGGCUACCUAGACAUCCCAACCUCAAGAGGUUACACAUCUUGACGUGCGGAGCAAUCCAGAUGCUGCCCAAGGAGGGCCUCCCAAGUUCACUGCAAGAGUUGGAUAUCAUAGACUGUCCAAAAAUCCAGUCACUGCCCAAGGUGGAUGACCUUCCAUGCUCCCUGCGAUAUUUAAAUGUCCGUGACAGCGGAAGCGAGGAGCUAAGGAGACAGUGCCGCAAGUUGAUAAAUAUCAUUCCAAUAGUCCAAGUCUGA
This is a messenger RNA of Miscanthus lutarioriparius, 2982 nucleotides long. The record is from the annotation of a GenBank genome assembly. Lineage: Eukaryota; Viridiplantae; Streptophyta; Magnoliopsida; Poales; Poaceae.